Messenger RNA from Dunckerocampus dactyliophorus (ringed pipefish), 1829 nucleotides. It is a transcript of the gene tfec, whose product is annotated as transcription factor EC. Gene Ontology annotation, molecular function: protein dimerization activity; RNA polymerase II cis-regulatory region sequence-specific DNA binding; DNA-binding transcription factor activity, RNA polymerase II-specific. The coding region runs from base 204 to 1463 and encodes 419 amino acids. The record is from RefSeq and is a predicted model, not a curated record. Lineage: Eukaryota; Metazoa; Chordata; Actinopteri; Syngnathiformes; Syngnathidae. Gene Ontology annotation, cellular component: nucleus. Gene Ontology annotation, biological process: regulation of transcription by RNA polymerase II. The transcript has 8 exons.
AUGUGACAGUGGCUUGUUUGAAGUGAUUGUCAUGCUAUGCAACAUAAAAGCUUACCCCCAGUUUUGGGCCUAAUUAGUUCACUUAGGGCCCCUUAUAAGGGACACUGCGAGGGGACACGCUGAGGAGACAGCAAGCAGAGGACCUGGAUCUGUAAAUUACAGCAAAACCAAUCAAAUCCGAAGACUUUUUCGCCUCGCUGAGAAUGCCACACUUAUCUGACUGCAGCUACUUCACUAUGCGGGACGCGACAAGAGCUUCAAAUGUACAGAACCAACUGGAGACCUCCAAGUUCCACCUCCACCAGAGUCAGAACCAGCAGGUCAAGCAGUACCUGACGCUGGGCUCCAAACUGGCCUCCUCAGCCGUGCCCCAGCCUCCACCACCGCACCCCCACACCCCCAUCAUGAGGAACGGACACAUGGCGUCCGUCAACGACCCCGGCAGCAACCCCGACAGCCCCGUCACCCUGAUGAGCAUGGGCGGCCAUGACAGCGAGUUCCCCAUGGAUGAAGUUAUUGAUGACCUUAUCAGUCUUGAAUCGGGCUUCAAAGAUGGAGGCCUGGAUUGCAUGGAGCCUAACAUCAUCAUGCAAAACAAUGUGUCUCUCAGUAGCAGCAUGCUGGACGUGUAUGGGGGUGAACAAGGUAUGAACCCCCCUAAUGGUGGACUGAGUCCCACAUCUAACCCCACAAAGCUCACAGUAAAAAGGGAAUACACAGAACACGACACUCGGGUCAUGGCCAAGGAGAGGCAGAAAAAGGACAACCACAACUUGAUUGAAAGAAGGCGAAGAUACAACAUCAACUACAGGAUUAAGGAGCUGGGGACGCUCAUACCGAAGUCAAACGACCCCGACAUGCGCUGGAACAAAGGCACCAUCCUGAAGGCCUCGGUGGAGUACAUCAGGUGGCUGCAGAAGGAGCAGCAGCACGCCCGCGAGCUGGAAGGGCGGCAGAAGAAGCUGGAGCAGGCCAACAGGAGGCUUCUGCUCAGGAUUCAGGAACUUGAGAUCCAGGCUCGAGCGCACGGCCUCCCGAACAUGGCGACGUCUUUGGGGACGACAGAGCUGCCCUCACUUCUCCUCAAACAACAGCAGCAGCAACAAUCGUCCCCCCAGCCUCAGCAGCCGCCUCUCUACCAGGAAGACCCAAACAGUGAUUACCUCCAGAGGAUAGCCGUGGUUGCCGGCGUCCCGUCCAUCCCGGGGGGAGCUCCCUCCGCGCCUCAGGACCACAUGGCGGGCGCCGACGGCUGCACCACCUUCUCCGACCCGCUGUCCCACUUCACGGAAAUCUUCAGCGCCACGCUCAAGGGGGAGCAGCGGCUGGACGAGCUCCUCAUGGACGACCCCCUGUCGCCUUUUGGCGCUGACCCGCUGCUGUCGUCCGGGUCGCCCGGGGGGGCAUCCAAGGACAGCAGCCGCCGGAGCAGCUUCAGCUCGGGGGAGGGCGACGAGCUAUAAUGCAGACGGGGGUUAAAGGUUAAACAGGGCAUCAGACUGACAGACCCGCCUUGUAUAUACUGUACAGUUCUUACUGAUCCAGGAUCAGCUCAUGGACCUCCCAUAAAAGGACUUCUAUUCAUUCAAAAAGGGAGACAUUUACUAGCCUUUGGUAACACUGUAGUCGCUGUAUACUGAAAACUACUCCAAAAAAACCCCAGUUUUAUUUUGAAUUGUUACGUUCCAGCAUCCAGCGUGCCUUAUUCUUCCACCGCAGUGCCUAACAUGCUGUGUUUCUGUAUUUAUACAUCAAUGUAAUCAUAAAUAUACAUAUUAUUAUCUAACAUGUUACAUUUUUUAUGUCUUGUAGGGGUGGGGAACACUAUA